Messenger RNA from Aureobasidium uvarum, 1389 nucleotides. The record is from the annotation of a GenBank genome assembly. Lineage: Eukaryota; Fungi; Ascomycota; Dothideomycetes; Dothideales; Saccotheciaceae.
AUGCCCGCACCCGCGACCUUGCUCACACCAAUUGCUUCCAACAACCCGGCCGUGCAGCAUGAUAUCAGCCAGGCGACUGUGGCUACUGCAAAGGCGAUGAUUCAAGUCAGAGAACCCCAAAGUCUCGUNGGUUCGUACUACGUGAUCACAAGAUCUCUGAGCGCCAAAGUUUACCAAGACUUGGUUGAUCGCGGCUGGAGAAGUUGUAUNAGAUCCGGCAACCUCAUCUACAAACCCGAUGUAUAUCGAUCAUGCUGCCCUCACUACACCAUCAGACUGCUUGCCAAAUCUCUCGCCACGAACAGCAAUCAGAGAAAGGCUCUGAACAGCUGGAACAGGUUUGUGCUUGGGGAAGAGUAUCUCAAAGAGACCACCAAGCGCUUUCCCAAGACAAAGGAAGAGAAAGCUCGACAGAGAAACGGCUUCGAUCUGUUGCAUACGUUGCAUGAAGCGGAAGUCGUCCAACUGAAGCCUGUUGCGCCAGCUCAUCGUUUUGAGGUCACCCUAGAGCCCGACAAUUGUACCGAGGAGAAGUUCCAGGUAUACAAAAACUACCAGAUCCACGUCCACCACGACGAGCCUGGGGAAGUCACAAAGAAAGGCUUUGAGCGCUUCCUCUGCAAGUCUCCCAUAACCAGAGAGACAGCNAAAAAGGACGGCAAGGAUCUUGCCCUUGGAUCAUAUCAUCAAUGCUAUCGACUCGAUGGCCGACUCAUUGCUAUUGGCGUACUUGAUCUCUUACCACAUGCAGUCAGUGGAGUCUACUUCAUCUACCACCAAGACUUCGAGAAGUGGAGUUUCGGCCGGCUCAGUGCAAUGAGAGAGGCUGCACUCGCGCUCGAAGGUGGCUACGAGUUCUACUACAUGGGCUACUAUAUUCACAAUUGCAUCAAGAUGCGCUACAAGGGCGACUAUAAGCCGCAAUAUGUGCUGGAUCCCGAGACUCACGAGUGGAAUCCGCUGGAUGGAGAGGUGCGCGAGCUCAUGACAGAGCAAAAGUAUGUCUCUUUGUCACGCGAGCGUAAGCACAAGGAUGGCGAGGAAGGAACUUCUUAUCUGCUGGAUACGCCAACUGAAGUCGCUGCAAGCCCGGAGGAUCUCUUUGAAUGGGGUAUGCCCGGUAUGAUGAGUGCUACAGAUGUUGAAGCACAAGUGGACCUCGACAAGAUGCGCAUCCACAUCAGCAAAGGAAUGACGGUACAUACAGAGGUGAGCCGACACCAUCCAUGUAUUUUGCCCAAGAUGCUGACACAAUACAGNGACCUUGUGGCGUGGGAAACUGGUAAUAUCGAAGACCCAAGCUCGAUCAAAGGUGUUGUGGGCAGAUAUGUUGCUAUGGUAGGACCCGAGGUUGCUAAGGCGGCCAUCCUGGACUUUUCUGGCCACUAA